Molecule: messenger RNA, 645 nt
Organism: Insectozyma verbasci
Lineage: Eukaryota; Fungi; Ascomycota; Pichiomycetes; Serinales; Debaryomycetaceae
Source: the annotation of a GenBank genome assembly
AUGGAUGAUACAGAUAGAGCAAUUUCACGUUUAUUCAGAACAUUUAAAACUGUAAAAGAGAUGGUUAAAGAUCGGGGAUAUUAUAUAUCACAAGAAGAAUUAGAUAUGACAUUAGAAACAUUUAGAGCAAAAGUUUGUGAUUCAAUGGGACAACCACAACGUAAAUUAAUGUGUUUUCAAGCAAAUCCCACCCCAGAAAUAUUGGAAAAAUUUCCAGAAAUGGGAUCAUUAUGGGUUGAAUUUUGUGAUGAACAAAGUGUUGGUAUUAAAACAAUGAGAAAUUUUUGUAUUCAUAUAUCUGAUAAAAAUUUUUCAACAGGAGUCUUCAUUUAUCAAAAUGGUAUAACACCAAGUGCAAAUAAAUUAAUUCCAACUGUAACACCAGCAACAAUUGAAACAUUUCAAGAAAGUGAUUUAAUUGUAAAUAUUACCCAUCAUGAAUUAGUUCCAAAACAUAUAAAAUUAUCAAAAUUGGAAAAAAAAGAAUUAUUAGAAAGAUAUAGAUUAAAAGAAUCUCAAUUACCUAGAAUUCAAAGAGAAGAUCCAGUUGCAAGAUAUUUAGGAUUAAAAAGAGGUGAAGUUGUUAAAAUUAUAAGAAGAUCAGAAACUUCUGGUCGUUAUGCGUCUUAUAGAAUAUGUUUAUAG